This is a messenger RNA of Halteromyces radiatus, 633 nucleotides long. RefSeq lists its product as uncharacterized. The transcript has 2 exons. The record is from RefSeq and is a predicted model, not a curated record. Lineage: Eukaryota; Fungi; Mucoromycota; Mucoromycetes; Mucorales; Cunninghamellaceae. The coding region runs from base 1 to 474 and encodes 157 amino acids.
AUGACAAUUGGCGACCGAGGAACAUCUACAGGCUCUUGGAUUGGUGGACAGAGGGAACUGGCAUCAUACAGAAUACACGAAAGACGUGGUGUCGUUGCAAUUACAAAUGAACAUCGAUCAUCACAGACUUGCGUGUCUUGUUAUCAAAAGGUGGUGCGACCAAAACGAACUGUGGUGAAGGAUGGCAAGCAAUAUAUCAAAAAUAACGAUGGUACCUCACUCUGCGUCAACCCAAGGUGCAUAGCUGUGAAAAAAGGGAAGGAUGUACAAGGUAGCGAUCGAAUGGCGUCUGUGGCAAUUUGUUUGGCUGGAGUUCAUGGAAUCAAGACUGGUCAAGCACUUCCUCCUUUCUCUCCAAAAAACAGUACAAAGACUGGAACUCAACUUUUACACCAAGAUACCAUCUUUGAAGAUGAAACCUUUGGAAACCUCGCAAGGGGUGGAUUAAACUUAGUUUGUUUAUUACGAAAUUAAAUAAAUAUAUAUUUUGAUGACUUUUAGGGGGAUGGAUUUGAUAAUAUAAAGGAUGAUUAUAUGUGUGAUAGGAGAUGAAUGGUAUUGUAAUCUACAAGGGGAGACAAAAAGAAGGAGAAGUAAAUAUGUACAAGACAAAAAAAAAAAAAAAAAAAAAAA